Messenger RNA from Symsagittifera roscoffensis, 1725 nucleotides. Its product is annotated as neuronal acetylcholine receptor subunit beta-3-like. Gene Ontology annotation, cellular component: synapse; neuron projection; plasma membrane. Gene Ontology annotation, biological process: regulation of membrane potential; chemical synaptic transmission; nervous system process. The transcript is spliced from 5 exons. The record is from RefSeq and is a predicted model, not a curated record. Gene Ontology annotation, molecular function: transmembrane signaling receptor activity; excitatory extracellular ligand-gated monoatomic ion channel activity; transmitter-gated monoatomic ion channel activity involved in regulation of postsynaptic membrane potential. NCBI's taxonomy places the organism in Eukaryota, Metazoa, Xenacoelomorpha, Acoela, Convolutidae. Bases 146 to 1408 code for a protein of 420 amino acids.
UGCUUGUUGUUUGAAUUAUUCAAAUCUAAAACAUCAAAGGUAUCCAUCCCUAUUGAUAAUUCAAACCUUUACAGCACUUGAGUUGGAAAACACUUUCAAAAACUGAAACUCAAAAUUGGCCUUUAAAACUCCAUCAGAAGCUAAAAUGCUUCUUUUAUUAUGGAAUAUAAUCUCAGUAAUUGAUUGCACAUCGUCUCCUGUAUCACUAGCCGAAAGUGAGAUCUUAGUCAGUUCCCACAAUGAUCUCAUCGAGAGACUAUCCUGCAUUAUUCCCCAAUUUGGCCGACCUUUGCAGCUUCACCAGGACACUGUCUCUAUAUAUGUUGGACUGAAUCAGAUCAUGAAUGUGGACGAGUCGAGUGGCCUCUGGACUGUAAAGUUGGAUCUGAAGUACGAGUACAAGUCGGAAGAUGCCAAGUGGGAUCCGAACGAGUAUGCCAACACCAGUGCUUUGAUGGUCUCCACUAAGAAAUUCUGGGUGCCCAAUAUUGUGUUGAAUGAGGCAGUAGAAAUGAAAACUUCCUCGUCCAUCAACUCUUGCAGCUCACAAGCUGUCCACUCAAGCGGGACUGUUACCCCUCUUAUUUGCUCGGUCAUAGCGGUACUGUCGUGUACUCUAGACGUGACAUAUUUCCCCUUUGACAAACAAACAUGCCAAGUGACAUUUGCAUCUGAUAUAGAAUCAGACUACAUUUUGGAGUUAAAAGCGACCGACUCUCUCAAAUCUUUCAUCUUAAACAGCGAAUGGCAUAUGGUAGGAAAACCGACAAUUUCUUUCCCAGACAACGAAAUCAAAACCGAAGUCGUCUGCUCUAUUCAAUUAAAGCGAAGAUACCAAUUCUACAUGUUCGUCCUCGUAUUUCCGAACAUGACCUUAUACAUUCUCGCAGGGCUUACAUUCAAAAUUCCGAUCGAGUCGGGUGACAAAAUCUCAUUCGCCAUUACCACCCUUCUGGCUCAAAUAGUCGUGUUCGGAACUCUGAUCAGUAUCUUCCCCUCCAGUUCGGUCGGGUUCCCAGUGUUGACCUACUACAUAUGUGUUCUUACGGUGCACUUGAGCCUGCUUUGUGUUCUGGCUAGUUUUGUAAUGAGUAUUUGGUUCACACCACGUGACACACUGAUGCCUCAAUGGAAACAAGCAUUGAUUUCCUCAAAGCUGGUCAAAUUUAUUGGCCUGAAGCAAUUCAAACCACGAUACAUUUACUAUGUGACUGAAGCUGCGGCUCAGCCUAGUAAAGACAAAAAUGACGACCCAUUUUUCAAAUAUCCGGAAAUUUCAGAAGAGUCUUUGGCAGAAAGUUGGAAUUAUUAUGCAAGAUUUGCGGACAGACUUAUUUUCAUAUGCCAUUAUAUUGUUGUGUCAAUUGUGACAGUGACCUACAUGCUGCAACUUCGAAAAAGCUUAUGAAUGGAGGAAAAAAAAUCCGAACAAGCUGAACAAUUCUAAGAAAGAGAAAUUCUGAAAGUGAUAUAGUUUAAUUUAAUGCUGUAAAAACAUUGCUUAUAAGCGUGCGUAAAACACUUUAAAAAGUCACUUAACAUAUUUAUAUCUUCGUAACAUUCCUUUGCCAGCAGUUUUUCGGUUUCCUUUACUCUUUUCAGUUCUAUUUUGCUGACACAUUAAAAUCCACUGAUGCAGCGGUUGUGAUGAGUUUCGUAAAAACUGAGGGUCAGUUAUGUCAACCAAAAAUUUUUGUACAAACCGAUUUGAUGAUAUCAUUAUUU